Cheilinus undulatus (humphead wrasse) is the source of this 984-nucleotide messenger RNA. RefSeq names its product trace amine-associated receptor 13c-like. Gene Ontology annotation, cellular component: membrane. NCBI's taxonomy places the organism in Eukaryota, Metazoa, Chordata, Actinopteri, Labriformes, Labridae. Bases 1 to 984 code for a protein of 327 amino acids. Gene Ontology annotation, molecular function: trace-amine receptor activity. The transcript has 2 exons. The record is from RefSeq and is a predicted model, not a curated record. Gene Ontology annotation, biological process: G protein-coupled receptor signaling pathway.
AUGGCUGUGGAGGUUGGGGUAGAGCUCUGCUUCCCUCAUCUUAACACCUCAUGUUUGAAACCCGGUUCCCUGUGGUUUUCUCUGUUACUGACCUCCACACUUUCCCCCACCUCUUUUUUCACAGUGUCACUCAACCUGCUUGUCAUCAUCUCCAUCUCUCAUUUCAGGCAGCUGUACACUCCAACAAACAUCCUCCUCCUCUCUCUGGCCAUCACAGACUUGCUCAUAGGCCUGGUCAGUAUGCCGGUGGAACUCAUCCAAAGAACUUCCUGCUGGUAUUUUGGGGACGUUGUUUGUCUUUUGGCUAUUUUUUCACCUCUAUUUUUAACGUCUGUUUCAAUAGGAAACAUCCUCCUCAUAUCUAUCGACCGUUAUGUCGCCAUCUGUGACCCUCUGCGUUACUCGAGCAGAGUCACUCAUAGGAGAGCUUCGGUGUGUGUGUGUUUGUGCUGGCUCUGCUCUGUUUUAUACAUUUGUCUCUAUUUAAAGGACACCCUCAGUCAACCAGGAAGGUUUAGCACCUGUGAUGGAGAAUGUACUUUUCAAAUUGACUUAGCUAUGGGAACUGUUGACGUCGUUUUGUCGUUUAUCAUUCCUUUUGCUGCCAUAAUUGUUCUGUACAUAAGAGUGUUCAUUGUGGCUGCGUCUCAGGCUCGCGCCAUGCGUUCUCACGUGACAGCCGUCAAUCUCCAGCUCUCCCUCGCGAUCCCGGUGAAGAAAUCAGAGCUGAAGGCAGCCAGGACUCUGGGUAUUCUUGUCAUGAUCUUCCUCAUUUGUUUCUUACCGAGUUUCUACUUCAGUAUUGCAGGGGAAGAUUUGGGUUAUACGCCAUUUGGAGCCUUUGUUAUAUUUGUGUUUUAUUUAAACUCGUGUGUGAACCCGCUGAUUUACGCCAUGUUUUACCCCUGGUUUAGAAAAGCUGUGAGACUCAUUGUGACUCUUCAGAUCCUGCAGCCGGGCUCCCGUGAGGCCAACGUGCUGUAG